AAGGCAACUGUUUCAGCGGAUCGGAUUCGUCAAUUAAAUCCUCGUGUCGUGGUGAUAGCUGAUAAUAGCGACAUACGUACAAAACCUGAUGAUUUCUUCAAAGUCUUUGAUUUAGUGUGUCUUACAGAUUGUGAUCCUGAUACAAUGAUCCGAAUUAACGAGAUAUGUAGAAAUUUUGAUAAAAAGUUUUAUGCUGCUUGUGCUUAUGGUUUCUAUGGCUAUAUUUUUUGUGAUCUUAAACAGCAUGAAUACAUAGUAGAACGAAAGAUAGCAAUACCGCAUAAAGAUGAGCACGAAAUAACAAAGCUAAAAAAACAUGAUGAAUAUGUGAGCUUUCAGCAUGUUCUAUCCAAAACCGAUUGGACAGAAAUUUCAGAUAGAAAACUAAAAAAGAUUUCACCUUUAUUAUGGGCUAUUCAGAUUUUAUGGAAAUUUCAACAAGAAAUGGGUCGGCUACCUGUAACAAACGAUAACUCGGAUGUCGAGAAAUUGUUAUCCCUGAGAAACUCUUAUCUACAAACUAUUCAAAUUAACAAUCUACUUGUAACUGAUGAAUUACUUAC
Molecule: messenger RNA, 563 nt
Organism: Racocetra persica
Lineage: Eukaryota; Fungi; Glomeromycota; Glomeromycetes; Diversisporales; Gigasporaceae
Source: the annotation of a GenBank genome assembly